Molecule: messenger RNA, 2169 nt
Organism: Cucurbitaria berberidis CBS 394.84
Lineage: Eukaryota; Fungi; Ascomycota; Dothideomycetes; Pleosporales; Cucurbitariaceae
Exons: 2
Coding region: 1-2169 (722 amino acids)
Biological process (GO): DNA-templated transcription
Cellular component (GO): nucleus
Molecular function (GO): DNA-binding transcription factor activity, RNA polymerase II-specific; zinc ion binding; DNA binding
Source: RefSeq, a predicted model, not a curated record
AUGGAGUUCAGCCCGACGCAACCUUUCACGCCGAAUGAAUUCUUUCCGGCUUCUGUUGAACAUCAGAAUGGCGCAAAGAUACGUGCUCGCCGUCCAUGUGAUCCUUGCCGACGCCGCAAGUCGCGAUGCGAAGUAAUUGGAGGCAAUCCACCCUGUCUUCUGUGCCGCUUCCAUCGACAGGAAUGCACUUUCAAUGACGACCCACAGCCACGGAAACGGCGAGCAGCGGCCAUGAAUGAAGAGCUUACUCCAGCCAACCGGGUUCAAUCGUCUGUUGUUCUUGAGACUAGUAGAAGUGCUGGACUGUCACCUCAAGAUGGACCGAAGAUUCGACAAGAUCAGCCUAUUGACGAUUAUGCAAAUUUGAGAGGACCUUCACUACUAAAAAAAACUCUAGGUCUACAGUCACACAGGCACAGUCGACUUAUAGGCUCCACUUCCGAGUAUGAGCAAUUGCUCCUGGAACUUGAUCAAUCUGGAGGAAAGGGGGAAAUUGCUUUCGGUCUGUCUGCACUGAGAAGGGUUUCUGUUGAUACAACAUUCGUAUUGUCGCUAGAUGUGGGGACACAGAAUCACCAAAACGAUAUACCAGACCUAGAUGCGAUCGAGACGAUUGUUGCACCCCACGGCCAAGCUCUGAUACAUCUGUAUUUUCGAAUAGUGCAUCCCAGUUUUCCAAUCUUGCACAAGAAGGUGUUUUUGGAAAAGUAUGAGCGAACCCAUCGAGAGUUCUCUCCACCACUUUUGGCCGCAGUAUACCUAUUAGCGUUGAAUUGGUGGUCUUACUCAACUGAACUGUCCUUCCUUCCGAAGCCUGAUGUUUCUCGCCUGGAGAUGCUAGCACUGACAUCUAUAAGUAACAUCAUCCAUCGGCCGAAGCUCUCUACCAUCCAAGCGGGACUGCUCUUGCUUCAACGCCCCGAAGGAGAUUGCUGGGCGCUAACUUCUCAAUUGGUCGGACUUGGGCAACAGUUGGGUCUUCACCUUGAUUGCACCAGUUGGAAAAUACCCCUGUGGGAAAAGGGGUUGAGGAAGCGCCUAGCGUGGGCGAUAUUUAUGCAGGACAAGUGGGGUGCUCUAGUACAUGGAAGGCCGUCGCAUGUAACGUCCACAGACUGGGACGCGCAGCCUCUUCAGGACGACGACUUCCCCGAGAAUGCUGCUGACGAGGAUGACGAAGACGGCAGUACUGAGGUGGAGAAAGGGCGAACGCUUUUUUGCGAGAUGAUCAAGCUCACCCAGAUUCUAGCGCUCAUCCUAUCGAGCUUUUACACACUCAAGGCAGAACGCGAGUUUGCACGUCGUGCGCACGAGGGAGUGCGUUGGAUCCUUGAAACGGCAAAGCCCUUACAGAUAAGCCUUCGACAGUGGCACUCUAACUUACCGGUUACCUUGAAGAUGGAGGAUCUGGCCGCAAGGAAGCUUUCUUCAACAGGCUAUCUUCACCUUGGAUAUUACGCUGUGGAAAUCACAUUGCAUCGACGGAUUAUACGCUCUUUGUCUUCAGCAGAUGAGCCAGUUCUUCGAUCGAUAUGCCGCCAAGCAGCCCAAACCCGGCUGAUUUCUGCCAUGGAGUUUGUUCAACAUCUUCGACCGGAACAUCUUCAGUCAUUUUGGUACUCGGCAUCAAAAUACAACUUCGCACUUGUUGGCACGUUCAUAUCACUCCUUUGGGCGACGGCGUCUGAUAAGGAAGAAGCCCAAACGUAUCGAGAGCGGCUCGACGAAUAUCGGUGGAUGUUGCGGCUGUCUUCGAAAUCUGCUGAUUUCCUGGAGCGCGCUCUGAGUAUGCUUGCUACAUCGACUGGUGUACUGGUCAAAGCUAUUCCGGAGAAGCCAGACUUUGAGCGAAUCCUGAAUCGAUACCAACGCCGAGCGAGAAACGACUCUUUUCCUGGAAUUGAGCAGUCUGGAGAUAUCUCACAUGUUCCACCGGUCACGUAUCAAUCGGAGUCAGAGCUCCAUGAAAAUACUUCCCCUGAAAACAUUGUGGGUGAGCCACCUUCGGAGAGCAACAUCGUCGGAAGUGAAUGGAAUGUACACCCGGCAUGGUUCAGUACACUGAGUGAGGCGAGUGGUACAUUUGGAGACCCUGACGGUGGCGAUCUGUCAAACGCCUAUAUAAGUCUGGAUGACAGCCAACUCGAACUUGACUUCCAACCACAGUAG